AAUCAACAUCAACUCCGUCCUGUAGUACAAUUCCGCCCUCAUCACCCCUUCUCUCUCUCUCCCCCCAUCUUCUGCAUCACAGUCAAGAUGACAGACCAGCUUCCACACGUAUCCAAUUGGGUCAACGGCGCCCACACCGCAGCGACGCCCACCCGCAUCCCGAUCCUCAAUCCCGCCACCGAAACCCCCAUCGCAACCAUCGACGCCACUUCGCAAGAGACGAUCGACGAGAUCAUCGAGACCUCCCUCCAAGCCUUCCAGCAGGGCCGCUGGUCGCGCGCCGACCCGUCCGAGCGCUUCAUCGUCCUCUCGACAGCGGCGCGGCUCCUCCGCUCACGCAUCGACGAGUUCAUCGCGCUCGAGACCCAGCAGACGGGGCGGCCCAUCCGCGAGAUGCGGGCGCAGCUCGCCCGGGUCCCCGAGUGGCUGGAAUACUUUGCCGCGCUGGUGCGGGUCCACGAAGGCCGGGUGACGCCCUUCAAGGGCCCCGUGGUGAACACGCUGACGCGGCUGCCGCUGGGCGUGGUCGCCCUGAUCACCCCUUACAACCACCCGUUGCUGAUUGCGAUGAAGAAGAUCGGCGCGGCGCUGGCGGCGGGCAACGUCGUGAUCGUCAAGGCCUCGGAGCUGGCGCCGCUGUCCGUGCUGCGGAUGGGCGCGCUGUUCCAGGAGGCUGGGCUGCCGGAUGGAGUGCUGCAGAUCGUCAGUGGGUAUGGGUACGAGACGGGCAAGUAUCUGUGUCAGAACCCUCGGCUGGCCAAGAUCGAUUUGACCGGAGGGCUGGCGACGUAUAAGGCGAUCGCGGCCGUCGCAGCGGCGAAUCUCAUCCCCAUCACGGCUGAGCUUGGCGGCAAGGCCCCCGUGUGUUUGUUUCCGAGCCUGGAGGUCACGACGGCGGUGCAGGCGGCGUUGUUCGCGGGGUUCAUUGCUAGUGGGCAGACGUGUGUGACGGGAAGUCGGUUGUUGGUGCAUCAGGAUAUGUAUGAGGAGUUUCGGGGGUUGUUGGAGACGAGGGUCAGGGCGUUGCGAGUGGGCGAUCCCACGGACACGAGGACGCAGAUUGGGCCGGUGAUCUCGCGGACGGCGGUGGAGAGAUGUGCUGCUUUUGUGGAGAGAGCUCUCCGUGAAGGAGGGAGGAUUCUGUGUGGUGGACAUGCGACUUCGAAUUCAAAUGGCAAGGGGUUCUAUUUCGAGCCCACGGUUAUCGAAACCAACGCGGACUCGGACCUGGCGUGCAACGAGGUCUUUGGCCCUGUCAUCGCGUUGAUCAAGUGCGAGACUGAAGAACAGAUUGUUCGCAUUGCCAACAGCACAUCGUAUGCGUUGGGAGCCUCGGUCUGGACAAACGACUUCAAGCAAGCUCAUCGCGUGGCGGCGCAGAUCGAGGCUGGGAUUGUGUGGAUCAAUGGACAUCAUUUGAAUGACCCUUCGUCGCCCUGGGGGGGAUUCAAGGAAAGUGGCCUGGGCAAGGAGAAUGGCCAGGAGGCCUACGAGAGCUACACCAAGCUCAAAAGUACGGUCAUCAACCAUGGGGUUCCUCCUGUUUGGUUUGAUGACGAGCCCAAAGAUGCGCGGUAUGGCUAAGACAUGAACAUCCGACUGCGCUGUAGACGAUAGUCCAGACUAGUUCG
Aspergillus saccharolyticus JOP 1030-1 is the source of this 1631-nucleotide messenger RNA. Its product is annotated as putative aldehyde dehydrogenase family protein. Bases 88 to 1584 code for a protein of 498 amino acids. The transcript has a single exon. The record is from RefSeq and is a predicted model, not a curated record. NCBI's taxonomy places the organism in Eukaryota, Fungi, Ascomycota, Eurotiomycetes, Eurotiales, Aspergillaceae. Gene Ontology annotation, molecular function: aldehyde dehydrogenase (NAD+) activity.